CUGUCAAUUCCUGACUUUCGAUCGUCCCGGUCCCCGGAUUCUUGCUCAACCGAGACGAAUCGGACGGAAACAAAAUGAACUGAAAAUAGUGAAAAUGUCGCACUUCACGCACUUGGACGACUUAGUCAGGGAGUAUCUCCUGUUCAGGGGCUUCACCAUAACUUUAAAGUCCUUCGAUGCAGAGCUUAAAGUCGACAAGGACAGGGGAUUCAGGGUAGACAAAAUUGUCGAUCAGUUUCUGCUUCUUAUAAACAAUUGCGAUUUAAAUUCUCUGAGAGCCCUUUGGUCACAUUUUGAUCAAAAAAUAUUCUCAAAGUUGGAUCAUGAAUUUACGCCAGGUUUGAGAAAAUUAGAAAUAUCGCUUCACAAGUACUACCUAGUCAAUGCAAUUUCGAGUAAAAAUCCUGACAAAGUGAACGAGUUUUUUACUAAAAUGACCCCAGAACUUCAAGGGCAGCCGGAGUGGAAGGAAUGGUUCAUGCUGCCUUAUAUUGAAAAACCCGAAGAACAUGGGGCGUUUGCCGUCCAUUUUACGAAACAGUGGCAAGACACAUUUCUCGUUUCACUCCACAACUUUCUAGCAAUUAUUUAUCAAGUCAUGCCACAGCCUGCGCUUUCUAGUUAUGAAGAGGAGGCAACGAAACUCCGUCGGCUCCAAGAGGAAAAUGAUGCACUCAAACACAAGUUGGCUACCCUGAGCCAGUGCGCGAACAUUGUACCGGAGGUCGUUCCGCCGAUGGACAUCAUGGACGAUUUUUAUAUCAUAGCACAAGAAAAUCCAGCUUCGAAUAAUGAAAACCAUCCGAAAUCUUUGAAAAAUUUGAUCCGUACAAUUGGUGGGGGGAUUCCGACUAGCCCGAUCAUGGGAAGGAAACCGCAACCACAAGAUGACCAAUUUGGAGUAAAAAAGCAUCACUCAAGCAAAAGGCAUGUCUCACAAGGUGGAUGGAUAAAACAAAGCAGCACUUCUGUGCCAAAAAGGUCUCUGUCGCUUGAUUCACGGCCGAGGAGAAGCAACAGAGACGUUUCUGUUGAAAAUGUCGACAAAAGAGGAAAUCGCAAAGACACGUUUUUACUUUUGAGCCAGGAAAAAAUGACGGAGCACAAAGCCGCUGUCACCCAGUGCAAAUUCAACGCCUUGGGAAAUAUGAUAGCCAGCUGCGACAGCGACGGGAUUAUUAAACUGUGGUCGGCGGAGUCUCAGAUUAAGGUACAUUCCACGUUAGAGUACAAAUCCGGCUUUACUUCUUUGAGCUGGUUGACAAAAAACGAAAGGUAUUUCGUCAGUGGCAGUCAGGAUGGCAUCCUAAGGCUUCACGACAGCAGGGAAAAUAAAACAAUUUGGGAAACAGGCAACGAAGACUCUAGUCCCCUUACAAAUACAAAAAUCUUAAGUCUUUGCUGUAGCCCCACGGAGUGCAGCGUUGCCUGUUCUGCUAUUAAUUUUAACAAAAUGACAGGCAAAUUACUGUUUUAUGAUAUAAAGACAAAGAAGGUUGAACAAUCAUUCACCCUUGGUAACGGAACAACCAGCUUGUCUGCGAAUUGCUGCCAGUUCAACCACAACGGCAGCCUUUUGAUAGUCGGCUGUUCGGACGGUUCGGUUCGGGCACUCGAUCUAAGGAACGGAGAGUGCGUCGAGUCUUGGGGAGCACAUGAAGGAUGCGUAAGCACAAUACACAUCACACCGGAUCACAAUUUCUGCUACACCCUUGGCGCCGACCACAAGCUUAACAAACACAAUUUGGCACACAAUGGUGAAGCGACUUUUAGAGUUACUCUUCCCAACUGUCAGACAUCACACGGAACCCAAGGCUUUACCCUACAUCAAAACGGAAAACUUGUUUUGACUGCAUGCGGCAAUAUUGGAGCUAACAUUUACCAGGUUACUGACAGUUGCCUUCAAGCGAUGUUAUCCCUCGAAGGGCAUAAAAGCCCUCUUACGACUUGUGACUGGUCAACAGCCAAUCAAUGUUCGACUUGCCUUUCAUCAUCUGCAGAUGGAAAAAUUAAUGUAUCCACAAUUUUAACACCAUGAUCGACUCUAUUUUGAGUCAAUUCUAUUAUUUUAUUAUACAGAAAACAAUAACAGGGCUAAAUAAAAUUUUUAUUAUAA
Cimex lectularius (bed bug) is the source of this 2116-nucleotide messenger RNA. RefSeq names its product WD repeat-containing protein 91. The transcript has 14 exons. Bases 95 to 2038 code for a protein of 647 amino acids. Gene Ontology annotation, molecular function: phosphatidylinositol 3-kinase regulator activity; protein binding. Lineage: Eukaryota; Metazoa; Arthropoda; Insecta; Hemiptera; Cimicidae. Gene Ontology annotation, biological process: early endosome to late endosome transport. Gene Ontology annotation, cellular component: extrinsic component of endosome membrane; late endosome membrane; early endosome membrane. The record is from RefSeq and is a predicted model, not a curated record.